AAAGGGAGGGUGAUAGACUGCUACCCACUCAUUCAUUCAAUCAUAAACCUUCCACCUUCUCUCCCCACCCCCUCCCACAAAACCACCACUCCCCAAACUGUUGCCCCCACGCUAGUUUUUUCACCGCGCACCGUCCCUUUUGCAUCCCUCCCAACAAAAUCCCCUUAAAACCAAAACAAAAAAAAAAAACAGACGAGAAAAAAAAAAAAAAGUCAGUGUUCCAGGCAACAAUUUGCUCAACAUUGUAACUGUCAGAUGCGGGCAUUGUACUAAUCUGCUGUCCGUGAACACGAGCGGUUUGCUUCAAACAGUCGCUCUUCAAGAUCUUCAGCAACUUCAGGCUCACAAUGUGGGAUCUCAAGAAUACCGUAUGGAGUGUGGAUCAUCAUCCAAAUGCAACAGGGCUUCUUUAAUGCACUCAAUGUUGAAUGAUCAACAGCAAACACCACCAAUACAUCCCCCACAAAAAAGACAGCGAGUUCCUUCUGCCUACAACAGGUUUAUCAAAGAGGAGAUACAAAGGAUAAAGGCUAACAAUCCAGAUAUUAGCCAUAGGGAAGCUUUCAGCACUGCAGCAAAGAAUUGGGCACAUUUUCCUCACAUCAAUUUUGGUCUGAAUCUCAACGGCAAUAAACAAGUAAACCUUGAUGAUACUAUUGAUGCACCAGGAGGCCAAAAAUCCCAGCGUUUCCAUUGAGAAGAUUAUAUUGUGAGGAGGUUCUGCUACAUUUAUUUUUGAACUCGUAUUCUACAAGUCAAAGUAUGAGGUCUUAAUGAUCCUGUAUAUUAGAAUUUAUUUGUGGAAAGAGCAUAAUAUUUAAGUACUCGGUGAUUGGACGUGUAGUAAUUUCAAUAUUCACGACUAAGAAUACACAUCAAACUAGUAAAAUUAUUCAAACAUUUUCUUCAA
This is a messenger RNA of Elaeis guineensis (African oil palm), 910 nucleotides long. The record is from RefSeq and is a predicted model, not a curated record. NCBI's taxonomy places the organism in Eukaryota, Viridiplantae, Streptophyta, Magnoliopsida, Arecales, Arecaceae.